AUGGCGCCCAGGAGCCGCUUUGCGCCCGUAGGCCGCCAGCGCUCCUCGGCGCCGCUGCAGGUCCUGCUUUUCCUCAACGGGUGGUACAGCGCUACCUACUUCCUCCUGGAAGCCUUCAUCUUCGCCUACAAGGUGCUGCUGCUGCCCUACCCCUUCAGCAACCUGGUGCUGGAUGUGCUGCUGCUCUUCCUCUACCUCGGCACUGAGGCCACCCGCAUCUUCUUCGGGUCCAAGGGCAACCUGUGCCAGCGGAAGGUGCCGCUCUCCAUCAGCCUGGCCCUGACCGUCCCGGCGGCCGUGAUGGCGGCAUAUUACCUGCUGCUGCAGACCUACGCCCUGCGCCUGGAAGCCAUCCUCAACGCCAUCCUCCUGCUCUUCUACGCCGUGGAGCUGCUGCUGGGCGUCCUCGCGCUGGCCUCCUUCUCCAGCGCGGAUGCGUACUGA
This is a messenger RNA of Gavia stellata (red-throated loon), 444 nucleotides long. It is a transcript of the gene TMEM216, whose product is annotated as transmembrane protein 216. The transcript has 5 exons. The record is from RefSeq and is a predicted model, not a curated record. Gene Ontology annotation, biological process: non-motile cilium assembly. NCBI's taxonomy places the organism in Eukaryota, Metazoa, Chordata, Aves, Gaviiformes, Gaviidae. The coding region runs from base 1 to 444 and encodes 147 amino acids. Gene Ontology annotation, cellular component: ciliary transition zone.